ACACACACACUCACUCACUCUCACACACACACACACACACACACACGCUUCUCAUAAAACUUGAAACUAGUUCCAGACGCGAUGGCAAGAACCAAGCAGACCGCUCGUAAAUCCACCGGUGGUAAGGCGCCGAGGAAGCAGCUCGCCACUAAGGCUGCCCGCAAGAGCGCCCCAGCUACCGGCGGUGUGAAGAAACCUCACCGUUAUAGGCCAGGUACCGUGGCUCUGCGUGAAAUCCGCCGUUAUCAGAAGUCCACUGAGCUGCUCAUCCGCAAGCUGCCCUUCCAGCGCCUGGUUAGAGAGAUCGCUCAGGACUUUAAGACCGAUCUGCGCUUCCAGAGUUCUGCCGUCAUGGCUCUGCAGGAGGCCAGUGAGGCUUACCUGGUCGGCCUGUUCGAGGACACCAACCUGUGCGCCAUCCAUGCCAAGAGGGUGACCAUCAUGCCUAAGGACAUCCAGCUGGCCCGCCGUAUUCGCGGAGAGCGUGCUUAA
Trichomycterus rosablanca is the source of this 492-nucleotide messenger RNA. RefSeq names its product histone H3. The coding region runs from base 82 to 492 and encodes 136 amino acids. Gene Ontology annotation, molecular function: protein heterodimerization activity; DNA binding; structural constituent of chromatin. The record is from RefSeq and is a predicted model, not a curated record. Lineage: Eukaryota; Metazoa; Chordata; Actinopteri; Siluriformes; Trichomycteridae. Gene Ontology annotation, cellular component: nucleosome. The transcript has 2 exons.